Messenger RNA from Adineta steineri, 423 nucleotides. Lineage: Eukaryota; Metazoa; Rotifera; Eurotatoria; Adinetida; Adinetidae. The record is from the annotation of a GenBank genome assembly.
AUGGGUUUAUGUUUCGAUUCGGACACCAAUCAAUAUGAAUAUUGUUCAUCUCAUCUAACAACCUAUAUUGCUGUAGGAGUUAUUGUACCAUUAGCUAUUCUAUUGAUCAUCAUGCUUGCAUAUAUUUAUCUUCGUUGUAGACAAAGACAAUUAAGACGACAACAUCAACAAACUUAUAUGGCAACAAUUAUUCCAAUUUAUAAUACUGAUCAACAAAGUCAAGCAUCAUCAUCAUUUAAUUAUCCUUACCCACCACAUUAUACAUCUAGGUCAGCAAAUGGUUUUGAUAAACCACCAUCCUAUGAACAAACUGUUCAAGAAGUAUCAACAACUAAUAAUGAUUUAGCAUUAAAUCCAAUUACAACCGCAGCAGCAGUGACAACGUCGGAAGAACCAACAGAAUCGAUAAGAAUUGCAUUUUAA